Lepisosteus oculatus (spotted gar) is the source of this 3372-nucleotide messenger RNA. It is a transcript of the gene lpar2a, whose product is annotated as lysophosphatidic acid receptor 2a. Gene Ontology annotation, molecular function: lysophosphatidic acid receptor activity. NCBI's taxonomy places the organism in Eukaryota, Metazoa, Chordata, Actinopteri, Semionotiformes, Lepisosteidae. Gene Ontology annotation, cellular component: cytoplasm; plasma membrane. Gene Ontology annotation, biological process: regulation of metabolic process; adenylate cyclase-activating G protein-coupled receptor signaling pathway. The record is from RefSeq and is a predicted model, not a curated record.
AACAAGUCGCCUGCGUAGCUAGUCGGGGUUUGGCGGAGCAGGCGCGCAGGACUGGAGCCGGAGCUCUCGCGGCCAGGACGCGCAGUUCCCCGCUCUCCCCGUGCCCCCUCCUUCAUGAAGCCGGACCUUGCCAGUCCAGCGCGCACUGGGAGGUGGUGGUGGUGGUGGUGGGGGGGCUUUCCCCCUGCCACGCGGGACGCGGGGGACGUGAUUUGUGAAAUGUGCGGUGUGUGACGGCGCGGAGUGUAACGCGAUCUCGCCCCGCCGCGCGCGCGAGCGAGCGAGAGAGAGAGAGAGCGCGGCUGGGUGGCACGGAUCACGAGCCGGAGCCUCGCGCCGUGCCAGGGCAAAAGCCUGUCCCCGUGCGCGUGGGGACGGAGCUCGAGGUCCGUGGCCGUGGGGGAGAAGGGAUCUCCUGACAGCUGCCCGGGAGUCUGGGCUCGUCCGACCUGUAUAUCCGAGCCGCCGGCUACAACCCGAGAGCCCGCCAGCUGUCACAGGCGCUCCAAGAUCUCAGACACGUCCUCGGCCGGACUGUAAGACUCCUCGGUGUGUCAGGACCUCGAAUCCCCCAGGAGCAGGGAGACGCCCCGCCCUCUUGCCCGGACCUUCUCCUUAGAGAGGAAUCAGCGCUUCCGUCCGGCGGGGAGAGGAGCUGGCCUGGGGGGGGGUCCGGGCGGAUCACGGAUCACCAAACCCACCCGCGAUCUCCCGGGAGCCAUGGGCAGCCGGGAGAUUAGAGGGCAGUAAACCGAGCCGCUAGACGACAGGCGGAGAGAGAGAGAGAGAGAGAGAGACAUCCGAUCGAGAGGGACGGCGGCGGGUCGCUUCGUCGGCGAAUCAAGAUGAGUUCGGCGGCCGCGGCCCCGGUCUGCUACUUCAACAUGUCGGUGGAGUUCUUCUACAACAUGAGCGGGAAGAACAUCAGCGCGGUGUGGCACACCAAGGACAAGGUGGUGGUGGGGCUGGGCCUGACCGUGUGCGUGAUCGUCAUCCUGGCCAACAUCCUGGUCAUGACCGCCAUCAUCCGCAACCGCCGCUUCCACUUCCCCAUCUACUACCUCCUGGGCAACCUGGCGGCCGCCGACCUCUUCGCCGGCAUCGCCUACCUCUACCUCAUGUUCCACACGGGGCCCUGGACCAUCAAGCUGUCCUCCUACGAGUGGUUCGUCCGGCAGGGGCUGCUGGACACCAGCCUGACCGCCUCCGUGGUCAACCUGCUGGCCGUGGCGGUGGAGCGGCACCAGACCAUCUUCACCAUGCAGCUGCACAGCAAGAUGACCAACCGGCGGGUGGUCUGCCUCAUCCUGGGCAUCUGGCUGGUGGCCAUCAUCAUGGGGCUGAUCCCCACCAUGGGCUGGCACUGCCUGUGCAGCCUAGAGACCUGCUCCACCAUGGCGCCGCUCUACAGCCGCAGCUACCUGGUGUUCUGGGGCGUGCUCAACCUCCUCACCUUCACCAUCAUGGUGGUGGUCUACACGCGCAUCUUCGUCUACGUCCGGAGGAAGGCCUGCCGCAUGUCGCAGCACACCUCCCAGGUGCGCCAGAAGGAGACCGUCAUGAGCCUCAUGAAGACCGUCUCCAUGAUCCUGGGAGCCUUUGUGAUCUGCUGGACCCCGGGCCUGGUGGUCCUGCUGCUGGACGGUCUGCACUGCGAGUCCUGCGAGGUUCUGAAGUACGAGAAGUACUGCCUGGUUCUGGCUGAGUGCAACUCCCUGGUGAACCCCAUCAUCUACUCGUUCCGGGACCAGGACAUGAGGAGGACCUUCAGGCAGAUCCUGUGCUGCCUCUGCCCGUCACGCGCCGGGAACAAGGGUCCCUCGGCUGGCACGGUGAAGACCCACUUCAACGAUGAUGAGGGGGCAAGAGGGGCCCAGCUGCUCAUCCUCGACGACGGUGACAGCAAACCCCACAACUUAGACGGGGCGCCGCCCGGCCACCACAGCAGCUCCGAGAUCUGAAGCCAGGGGGGCGACGGACGCCCCGGUCCGGCACGGCCCGGCCUCCGCCAGGACCACAGGUGAAGGAGGAACCGCGGAGCUGGCAGCUGCCUCCAGCGCAUGAACCCCUCGCCCUGCCAGGGUCUGCACCCCAGACGCACUGCGCACCAGAGCCGCACCCCUGAACCCCUCACCAUAGCAGGGUGCGAGCCACAGGACGCACCAGAGCCCAGGGCGGUGCCCUGUCCGAAACUACUGGCCCCGGACAGCGCCAGUGUAAGGGCCUUGCACACGUGUACGAAUAUUCCUGAUGGGCUGAACUCCCUUUUCGAAGCAUCUGGCGCACUCCCAGUCCCAGUCCUGUUCCGGGCUCAUGGUCCAAGGUGAGCACAGCCCCACUUCUCAGAGCAAGAUGCGAGUGACUGGACCCCUGUGCCCCCUGUACAGACCCUGAUGGAAAUGGUUUCUAGGACAGCAGGCAACUAUCCUGUUAUUACUGAAGCUGCGCCCUCCAGCGCUUGUCCAGCAUCUGUUUUCUUAAACACAUUCUACUCUUUCCAUCUGUGUGCAUGUGACGCGCACUGGCUGUGUACACAGUAGCAGUACCUUUUAGGAUGGUUAAAAAUGCACUAGAUCCUUUUGGCUUGGCUGAUGUUAGUCAUUAUGCUAAAAAAUAACAAUCCUGUGUUUAGAUGACAUCACUGCAAUAACCACAGCUGCAGGAGACUAUGUCAUUAUUGCUGAAUGGUGACUCGAAUAUUGUCUUAUGACUCAGCAGGAGCUGAUGCCUACCAUAUCUUAUUUAUCCUUGCAUUGAAACAGCACCCAGUUCUCUUUCUCUAAAGGUUUUGAUCGACUCGUUAUAAAAGGUUUUGUACAGGCAGGUGGAAGGAGGCCUCAGGCCAAUGUAGCUCGUUCAGCCUGUAACGCAGCAAUCGGAUCUCAUCCAGUCCCUGCUCGGAGGAGUCCCGGGGUAUCCUUCAGCCAAGCAAGCUAGGCAACUUGUUCCACACUCCCACAACCCUUUGUGUAAAGUUGCACUUCCUGUUCUCUGUUGUAAAUGCACUGAGCUUCCCCCUGAAGGCUUUGCUUUGUGUCUCAGUAUUGCUCUGGGAGAGGUCAGCUGGGCUGACUGUGUGUUUCAGGGUGGGGUAGUUCUGUGCUAUUUCUGUUGGUUGGUGGACCUGUAUUGCACACUGCAUGCAGCACUCCUAUCACUACAUAGGUGAAAACGAAUGACAAACGUGCACUGAUAACGCCUGAUAUAAUCAUGCAUACUCUGAUAAAAUAUACAUAAUCAUUUGUGUACAAGGUUUAUAAGGGAGCAAGUACAUACAACUUGUUAGCUUGUUGCAGUGUCAGAGAAAGAUCUUGAUGGUUGACCUCUGAUAUAAGCUGUUGUAUUGCAAUAAAGCUGCACCUUAAAACUGUA